GAAGAAGAAGAAGAAGAAUGGGGAAAGGGGGGAGGGUCAGAUCUAGAUAGAAAUGUUUUGGUUUUCGUGUGAUCUGUACAUGAAGUCUUCAAACCGAGUAGGGGACAGGCCAAGUAGACAGGUUCAGUGGUACACACGACAAGUGGACAGGAUGUCAAAGCGGUAACGAAUUCUUCACUGUCGUUUUACAAUAACGUGAAUCUGGUCUGUAACGGAUCGAAACAACUCCUCGGCUUUGAUAAGUUAACUAAAAAAAAAAAAAAAAAGAAUUGAAUGCUUUGGCGUUGUCAACGUUGAUAAUUGUAAUGUGUCGAAGUUUUACGUGUUUCGUUUUAAGUGAACUGUGAAUGUUGGUGUCGUGAUGUAGUGAACAGAGAGGAUUAGAAGUCGAUAUUUCAUUUUAACGUGUUUUGUAUCUCAGUAUUCGCAACGCCGCUUAUGGUCAUAUAAGACAAUAAAUACAAUACAUCUGGUAUCCAGACCCGACCACCGAAACCAAGUGAACUGAACUCUGCUUUUCCUCGUGCCUGUCAUCACUAGGCACUUACUUAUAGGAUAAGGGCGAGAAUUAACCAGUGGUUUACUAGUUUCUUCAAGUUCAAACAUUAAAAUCAUAAAACAGAUCUCUUACGAAACAAGCAUUUUACUUAAAACUGAGUUUGUAUAUAGUAAAAUAGAAUUAUUUAAACUCAAUACAAACGUAAAGUAUCGACACAUGCAAGAUUCUGGGUGUAAUCAACCGAUAAAUUAUAUAAGUGUUGACAGUGUAAAAUACCUCAUUAAGCACUCUGGAUGGCCCAAACUGUCUUAACAUUCAUUAAUAACAAUAUUAGCGUGGACAUGUCAGUUCAUGGAGGCGGUUCAAAUUGAAGCGUUCCUGUGGAAGAGGAAGGGAAGAGGAGAGGGAUUGUUGGAGGGGAGGUAAAAAGAGAGCUUCGUUUGAAGGAAGAGUGAGACGGAGGAAAGGAGGAGGAGAACAGUGGAAAUCCCUCCCUCUGUGCCCCACGCAUGAAGUUGUAUAAGUCUUAAACAGGAGACGAAUGAAAAGAGUACCUAUCUUGGACUUGAUAUGUUAAGAAUACGCAUUUAACACAUGACAGGUCGCUAACGGCUUCGAACACUUUUGCCCAAAAUAAUGUGUAAAUCGUAAUCACAAUACAUAACUAUAUAAUAUCUUUAUAGAGGCCUAUAUAUAAACUACAUUUAUUAAAACAGGUUAGCAGAAAUGUACAAUCUUGGGCUUUCAUUUAAAAUUUUCCGUUAAAAUGGAUAAGUUCUUUCGAAAUCUCCAAGUUCUUCGAUCUAUAUCGUGUCAGAACCCGUUAUUAGUGACACUGACAGGUGCUGCUACGUUGCGGUGAGAACAGUGACUUAUUAGCCAGACACGAUUCUCGUGUUUAUAAAACAUCAAACCUGGAACUUGACUUCGUAACGCAAAGCCAACACCAGACCGAUGAAGAAGGCUUGAAUGUGCCAUUUUACUUCAAAAUCUAGCAAACCAAUUUUUUCUUUGUAUAUUUUGUAAUAUAUUUCUUGCUUUCGCGUCAAUCACAGAACAGUUAAAAUGGUUCUCUUUCCACGUCUGCUUCGUAAAAUUACAGACUUGUAGCAUGAUCAGUUUCCUCUCGUUCUUAAUGUGGCGCGCGUGUGAAGAAAAUUAUGACAAGAUUGUAUUUGCUGUAACCUCCAUAUAAUGGAUAGCAACAGUGAUAAACACGUUAUUGAAAAUAUAUUAAUUACAGUUUUAAUAUUCCGUGGCCAAGUUGCGUAACAUGAUACAAAAAAGUCGAUUUUGUUACAACUUCAAACCACUGCAAUGAAAAUCUUAGAUGCCUACAUAAAAACUUUGCAGGGCUGAUGGUGAGUUUUGUGCUGCAAUGUUAUGAACUAACAGAGCCUUGCAUGGUUCCUCGGGUAACUGCAUCGGCUGUAAUAUUCAGUGAACUGUUUUAGGCUGAGACGUUUUGGGUAAGACUUUAUUAAUAAAUGCUGUGUUUGAAAAAAAACUUAAAUUCGUUCCUAAGGCAUGGAAAAUUGUAAAUAUUCUUUUGAAUAUCACUAAAUUCAAUUAGGCCUAGUGCUGUGAGCGAAAUCGUGUAGGGAUGGCCCUGGAGACUGACCGCUGUAGCCCUAGCAGCGCGUCCAGUCCUGGUCCGGCGUCGAGCACCCGCCCGGGGAGUGAUCACUCAUCUCUCAGCAACAGGUCAGCAUCGCCGGAUUCUUGCCGGAGUCUGUGCUGUAACAGCAACAGCCCGCAACCUCCUUCAAUUCUUCACACGCCUUCUGCUUCCCACGAAACACCCCAUCUUAUGCACCACACUCCACAGCCUCCACCUCCCUUGUUCCCCCCGCACCACCAAGAACAAAGGUGUCAAUGUUGUAGACCAGUAUCACCCCUAAUAUACGCUGGUAAUGCCAUUCACAAUACACGUACCCCAAAAUCAACCCCAUCAUCUCCUAGUCAUAAUCGUCAGCCUUUAUGCAACCCCGUACAUACAAGAACACCGCCAUUUUCAUCACCAUCCCCCCAUUCCGCGUCUCCUUCUCCCCAAUCGUCUCUUCCUCCAUCCCCUAGUCAAAACCGUCAUCACCAGCCUUCCCCACCAGAUCACCAGCAGCCAGGAUCUUCCCCCAACGGACAGUCCCCGCGCCCCACAAACAAUGAAAGAGUGCCCCAACCGACAACACUGCCCUUCUCUGUAGCCAACAUCUUGAGGCCGGAUUUCGGAAGAAGAGCGGUAAUAACCUCAAAGCAACACGAAUCUUUAUACAGGCCCGGAGCGAUCCGUCGGGCCGUAACCCCAAUAUGUGAUUACCAAAGACUUUACCGGCCUCACGAACACUUACCAGGGGUACAACCAUUACCAGCACCGAAAGCAACAAAGAAACAGCCCUCGUCUUGGUCACCCGUCACAGCGACAAGGGCCUCGUCACUUCCUGAGGAAACUGCCAAUAGCAAAGCCUCGUCGAAUCACCGACAUGCGAGGAGUAAAGACGCCCAGCUUCCGGUCCAGAGUUCAGGCACCGCGAGCCCUCCACUGUCACCCGCCAGCAGCACGGUGUCUGCCACCUCUUCAACUCCGGACGAGAAGCUGGUCACUGGGGACUCGACGAAGGGUCCUCAGCUCUGGCCCGCGUGGGUUUACUGCACGCGCUACUCCGACAGACCGUCUUCUGGUCCGAGAUCUCGUCGGCUAAAGAAAAAAGAUAAAAAGCCGGAAGAGAAGAGACCCCGGACAGCGUUCAGCGGCGAACAGUUGGCACGCCUGAAACACGAGUUCGCCGAGAAUCGUUACCUGACGGAGCGACGCCGAACGGAACUGGCACGAGAACUGGGACUGAACGAGGCGCAGAUCAAGAUCUGGUUCCAGAACAAACGCGCCAAGAUCAAGAAGGCGAGCGGCCAGAAGAACCCCUUGGCUCUGCAGCUGAUGGCGCAGGGUCUGUACAACCACAGUACUGUGCCGGUGGACGAAGAAGAAGAAGAGGCCAGUGCACUGCUAUUGGCCAACAAUGCACGGAAAGAUUGAACGCAUAUUUCGGUUGAAAAAUACAGUCACUGUUAACAUAAUUUCUUAUCUAACAGCGUAAAGUUCGUGCUAGAAAAUGUUAAGAAAGUCGAAGAGACAUCCAGUUGUAAAACAUAAAUUUAUGGUUCGCAUAACAUUAAAUAAUAUAAUUGUUUGAUAAAAUUAGACAGCCACUUUAAAUGAAAUAACGGAAAUAUUAAUAUUUUUCCCCGAGGAGAAGGAACGUUGAAGCUACAGUGCUAUGUACUUUAAAUAAAUGUAUUUACAUAAAUAUAAAUACAUCUUAGGAGCCCAUAGAUCAAGCCAGAGUCACAUGCAACUCCGGAGCUUUAUCAUGCUUUGAGGUCGAGUGCAAUGAACAAAAAAUAUAUUCUGCAAAUUUAGAAUUAAGCAGCCUAAAAUAAAAGUUUCUAUUAAGGCUAUACAAUUUUUCAGGCCUCAAAAUCUUAAAUUCUACUCAUUUUAAAAUUGAAGUUACAAUUUAAAUAUGCAAUAAUAAUCAGAUCAUUACAUAUUCUUGUAAGUGCGAAUUUUUAAUUAGAGGUCAGUCCAUUUGCGAUUUGUGGUGCAAAAAAAUUGCUCCGAAGCGGAAUUUCUCCUAGUACUUCGGUUUACCAUGCCAAUUCCCCUUUUCUCUCAUUUCUCAUCCGAUGUUGGUACGAGGUGUCAUUUGCGGAAUGAGUACCAAUGUACGCACACUCAGCGCACACCAAUAAUGAAAGAGGUAAUUAGUUAACUAAAUAAUUCAAUUCACAAAGUGUACCUGGGUCUUUGAUGCAAUACUGAAUUAAAUUCCAAGGUGUAAAGUUAUGGAUGCUGGAGAUAAGGAUGCAGAAACUGACUACGUUAUCAUGAAAGUUGACUAAAUCUUGUACACACAGAACUGAACUAACCGAAAUAUUUUCUUAAGAGGGAUAUAAUUUGCCAUAUGGAUGACGGUAUACAUAGGUAACAACAGUUAGUUAUUUGUAUUUUGUGUAUAUUUUUUGCUUCACUGUAUGAGAAAUUACAAGGCCAAAUUCACAGUGGAAAAUAGUUAAAGUCUGGGUAUUUUCGUGUAACCUUUCACGGAGACUAAAAGUUACAAAAUCUGAGGCGAAUAAACAUGUGAACUGUUUAAAAACUGAAUUUCCUCUAAAUAUUAUAUAUAUAAAUUCAGUUCGUACCCCACAGGAACCACUACGUCCUAGCUACGAAGACCAACAGGUUAAUGCUGUUUAGGGACACAGUCGCUGUUGAUUGUGAGGCCUAUAUGAAACAUACAAGUAUACUGCUGACAGAAUUCAAAGUUUAAUAUGUUAUAGCACGUGGUACAUAUUAAUUCGCUUGGUGGGCGGUGGAGUCCAACUGGGUUAACUCGGCACGGUGGCCACUGAUUGGCCUAUUGUAGCCUGCCCCGAGUGAUUGUAAUGAUGGAGGUGGUACAUAUGGUAUCCACUAGGCUCUAAAGGGUUAAUCCAGAGUAGAAGCCCAAUAUUCCAGAGACCGUCUUUAAGUCCGUAAUAGGAGAAUGAUAUAAGCUACACUCCCCUAAUGAAAUACGUGUACUUCUGCUCCAGGUUGAUUACGUUCAUCAUUCACGAAGCUUCUCUGUUUUAAUAUUUCACUUCAGAAGGAAAAUUGUUGUAGGUGGACCCCAUUGGUUUAGACGUAAACAUGUACACUGCUCAGCUUGUUUAUUCUCCUCAAACCGUGCUGAUAUAUCAUCUCUAACAACACAGUUGCAUGAAUAUAAGGUCCAACUGCGCAGUGGAUUUAAUAUCGAAAUUACAGGGUCUGUAACACCUUUCACUGUAGGAUUAUGAUGAAGUCCGUAAUAGAAGAAUUCUUUGAAUGCGAGUGCUUAAAUGAGUUUGCUUAUGGCUACCGGCUAGCUGCCAAGUGGCUCGUCUGGUAGGCAUUCCCACGAACUUGUUGCAACUGACGCGGAGAGGAUGUUGUGCUACAUUUAUAUACAUAUAGAGGGAUAUUUAUAUCUGAUGGUAAUUUAUAUCAAAUAGAACGCAGCCAGAGCCUCAGACCUUGAUAUUGAUGAUAAAAAAAAUAUUAGUACCAGAUUUUACUGAAAUUCAUCUUUCUAGCAGACUUAAAUAUUUCGAAUGGCGUGUGUUCUUAGGGAGUGAGAAAUCACAUUCGUUUUCCGUGUUUUAUAGGAGCUAUGACGAAGUGAAGCUUGACAGGUCAUAAUGCUUGUUCUCGAGAAAAUGUGACGCUAGGGGAAGAGCCCUAGUACAAGUAUAAAGGCCUCCUGAUGUUUGGAAACUAAAUUGAACACUCAGGGGGAGAUGACCCUUAAUAUGAAUAUCUUAUAAGGACUGGAAAGUCACAGAUGUUAGGACACAUUUCAUUAGUAAUUUAUAUUCUCACAGUCCAUGAUAUCUUUGAGUUUUCCAUGUACAGGAUAUAUAGACCAUAAUUGCAUGAGGAAGGAACAAGACGGAGCCAGACAAAGUAUGUUACUGUUUCCAAAUAACAGAGUCAAAUGGAGCUUCUUAAUAAUUAUAUAAAAAAUUCAAUGCGUGUGUAUAAGUAAUAAAUAUGUUUGAAAACUAUGGACUAUUUGCAACAUAUUGAUACAUUGAAAAGGUUCAGUUAACUUAUCCAGGAGGAAAGUUCCUUCCAAACAACUCCCGGGACAGUAUCUCAAAUCCUUUCAGAUUCAAUAUUCAUCCAUCAUCCUGGCAUUUGACGCAGUAUAGUCAAUCAACUGACAUUGCAGGGAAAAUGAACCACGAAAGAGAAUGUACGUCACGUCACAUUAAUUAAAACUGUCGUAGAAGAACUUGAUUAUGCCCAGUCCAACUGAACUACACAUGACCGUUCUUUCGUCGUGUUGAACUUAAACACUGAUAAGUCGUGAGAUAAAGCAUGUUAUGUAAUGUUAUCGUUUUCGUUUUCUGAGAACUGCAACAGCGCAGCAAAUAUUAACAUAGAAUAUCGUCAUCUGUUAUAAUGUGACACGAAUCAACUGAUCAAGUUUACUCAGUCAGUAACACAUCUGCGUCUAUUCGAGACGUAUCCGGUUCGAUCCUCGGCCGGAACACCAAAUAUCCAGGAUACGGUUUGCUUCCUCUUAUUCAGUUCCUUCAGACAAAUUCUAUGUACAAUACCGCAAAAUAGGCCACGACCACUUCUUUCUGCAUACUGUUCAAUUUAGUUCCUUCAGUAGUCUCCCCACAAUUCGUUGUUAUAUAUUCGUGUUCUGAGCGGUCUUUAAAUGACAAAAAUAAAGACAUAGACCAGAAGGAAGAUACCGCAGCAGGCACCCUCCUAUAGUGCAGCCGUGAUUUAAUUGCCCCAGGGCUUGUUGUAUUCAUGUGACGUAGGAAACGUUAAACUCGGAAGCAGAAAUAUAAAACUGGUGUCAGACAAUCAUUUCAACUCGGAAAUUGGAAGGGCACAGAAGCAACUGUGCAGAGUUCGGAGUGCAUACCAAUAUGUGUAGAGAACAGG
This is a messenger RNA of Cryptotermes secundus, 6983 nucleotides long. RefSeq names its product homeobox protein engrailed-2a. Gene Ontology annotation, cellular component: nucleus. Gene Ontology annotation, biological process: multicellular organism development; regulation of transcription by RNA polymerase II; neuron differentiation. The record is from RefSeq and is a predicted model, not a curated record. The transcript has 2 exons. Gene Ontology annotation, molecular function: RNA polymerase II cis-regulatory region sequence-specific DNA binding; DNA-binding transcription factor activity, RNA polymerase II-specific. NCBI's taxonomy places the organism in Eukaryota, Metazoa, Arthropoda, Insecta, Blattodea, Kalotermitidae. Bases 2103 to 3530 code for a protein of 475 amino acids.